AAAUAGUUAAAAGUAGGGUUAGAGAAGGAGAAGAAAAAGAGAGGCAAAAUAGGAGUUGCUCGCUUCACAUUUUAGUACUGAACUGAAAUCUGCUUUGUUCACCAAGUUUAUCGACCUCCCUGAUUUUCUCAGCAUCAAAUCUAUUCUCAGUCAUGCUGGCUGCUAGACUUUUCGGGAGGACAUUUUUGGCGGCUGCAAAAUCAGAGAGUUCAGCCGCUGCUGCUUCUUCCUCUGCUGCUGCUAAAACCCUUAAUCCACUUGAGCAGUUCUUUGAAGUAGAUAGAACUCCAGAGGACGAUAAACCUGUUGUCUAUGGUCGAGGUUGGAAGGCUUCUGAACUGCGUCUGAAGUCUUGGGAUGAUCUUCAGAAGUUAUGGUAUGUUCUUCUGAAGGAGAAGAACAUGUUGAUGACUCAACGACAGAUGCUUAAUGCUCAGAACCUGCGUUUUCCUAAUCCAGAGCGUAUUUCCAAGGUAAGGAAGUCGAUGUGCCGAAUCAAGCAUGUUCUUACUGAGAGAGCUAUUGAUGAAGCAGAUCCAAGGAGGUCAACUGAGAUGAAGAGGAUGAUAAAUGCUCUAUAAUUUCCACUCAUCAGUAGACGUGUUUAUAUGCCCUUAUAAUGAGUAUUUGGAUUUACCACCUCCUCCUUUUAGCUCCACAUGUAGGAAACUUUCUUUUUAUUUUGUGUUGUGGUCAUGAAUUGACAAAUUUUAUCUAUCUACACAACUUUCCUGACAUCCAUGAUGGCAAACUCUAUUAACUAGUUUACUAGGAUGUAAUGGAGACGGCAAUUCUGUUUAAAAGAUUUGCUCAUGCUGAAAAUAAAAACCAAACUCUGUGUGUUUGUGCUCA
Molecule: messenger RNA, 852 nt
Organism: Solanum dulcamara
Lineage: Eukaryota; Viridiplantae; Streptophyta; Magnoliopsida; Solanales; Solanaceae
Exons: 4
Coding region: 153-581 (142 amino acids)
Biological process (GO): mitochondrial translation
Cellular component (GO): mitochondrial large ribosomal subunit; mitochondrial ribosome
Molecular function (GO): structural constituent of ribosome
Source: RefSeq, a predicted model, not a curated record